AAAGCUAUAAAAUAAAAAGGAUUUUCAUAAGAAAUCACCUAUCUGAAUUUCUAGUCAGAUGUUUUGAGUUUGAAUUAGCAUAACACUUAACUAAACAAAAGGAACUCUUCGUAAACAUCAAAUUACAACAAUUAUACMUCUGUCUGUCUGUUGCCCACGUUAGCCGUCACCUCGACGUGUCAAAAUACUAAAAAAGUUUUUUCUUGGUGUGUUUAAUCAUUUGACUUAUUGUUGCAUUGUGGGAUUUGCGCAGUGUCAAAAUCAACGCAUUAUCUCACUUGAACUUGAAUUUCAUUCUAACUUGUUCUUCGCAUAAUUGAUUAUUUUUCUCUUUUCAAGUAUGUCUCUGUGGUCAAUAUGGAAAUCUAGAUCCCAGAAUUCCCGUUAGGCUAAAUCGUUUAUUUAACAAAAUAUAACUGGCAUAGUUUAAACCAAACUUCUUUAGAUGAUUUCACUAUCGUUUUUAAGGCGCCGGCAAGGUCCGCCUUGAUAAUUAGCAAAGUAGACGAUUCUUGUGUUUUAUAAGGAAAAGCAAACUUUUAGGCKUUGUUAACAUGAUAUGGGAUGUCCCUAGAGACAAACUAUUWUAWUUUUAAUCCUAUGCGACAAAGYAGAUAAAGGASCUWGGCCCCACUACCUAGACACWCCAUAUSUAAUGUAAACAGGGCCUUAGGAAGACACAAAGAGGCCCUACGAUCUACCAAUAUUUCACUACGUCAUAUACUUCAAUGCGAACAGGGUGGAUAGCGCUGUCAGCCUGAWAAAUCCUCAUCCAGAUGGUUAAAUCCCUGCCAAUUCUAUGAAGUGGAUGAUUAAAUCCACCUUCUUACAACGUGCCAAGAAACGUUUCGUGAAAUCAACYAAGAUUAAUUGAUUUAUUAACCUGCAGUGCGAAUAGAUUUGAUAAGAAUUGGACGCAGAGUACAGUUGUAGAAGUCGUACAAAAUUGACCUUUUAGAAUUGUUCUUUAUUCAUGUUGUUCAUUGUGUUGUAUAACUGGAUUAAGUUUACAUAAAUGUAAAAAAAAUGUAAAAAAAUAUAUAAAGACAAGAAYAAAUAAAAAAAAACUUUUCUUUGUUCAAAGAAAGCGAAAGUUUUYCAUAAACAGAAAAGAAAAGCAGGAAAAGAAUGAUUACAAGGAAAAAAAGCCAAAUUAACGAUAUGCGGAUGAAAUACAUACGUAAAAAUUAGUGAUUUUCUGAUUAAAUAGAUAAAAAYCUUGAAAAAUUCACAAUAUGUUGAUGAGAUAGAUAAAGCAAAAGUUAAAAAAAAGACAUAAAGUUGAAAACGUUUUUGUUCGUAAGAAAAAGUAAAUAAAAACAAAGAAAAAUAAAAGAUAUAAAACAAGCAAAAUAACACAACUAAAGCAAACAAUAACGUUUGAACGUUAUCCUAUUGAGACAUUUGAGAUCCUCUCUGAUCAAAUAUUCCCUUGCGUAUUGGGGACUCGUAUUUGCCGGUGCCAAAUCUUAGCCAACUAAUUAACAUUUUGAACAUUAGCUUUUAUGACAUGAAAACACAAAAAGUGCAUAACAUUAUUGGGCACCYAUGCAACUAGAAAGCAGUGCAAGAAAAUAUUACAACURAAGACAUCAAUACCUUGGAAUAUCGAAUAUUUCAUUUUUGAGCUUYCCGUGUUGGGAUUAUUCCAUUUUUGCGGUAAGUUAUCUUAGCCAAAUACUUACUAAUGAAAAAAUCCAUCAGAUUUAUUUUGUUAGAUGAAAAUUGUAUCGCUAGUAGUUAUUUUCAAGAGUCAAUURUACUCAUUUCUUAGUUAAAAUGACCAUGAAAAACGAAUAUGAAAGAGUUAUUUACAAAAACUUCGGCGAUAUGAAAGCGUCAAUUAUAACCGCCGUAUCUGAAAGUGCAAUUCCACUGUCACGAUCUAGAAGACCUAAUCGCUGGAUAUGCGAACAAAAGAUUGGGACAUAUUGCUCUUCAUUCGGAUAAUUAUGUAUGUGAUGAAAGGAAAAAAUAAUGUUUACUUUGGGAAUUUACGAUAGGAGGAAAAAAAUCGUGAAUAUAUAUGUAUAAUUUCCUGACAAUAAUGCAUACUAUACGACAAGCUCAGUGGGAUUCCCUCUGUAGUUGGCAAAGCUGAAAACGAAACAAAAUAAUACUGCUAGAUCUAUUAUGCAAAGUAUUCGUAUUUCGAUAUUUGCUACAUGAUUACAACUUCUAGAAUAUCAAGUUGUGCAAAUGAAUUCAAAGUCCCCAUGAACGGCUCAAAAUUGAUCCUAUCCAAAUUCAAGAUUUCUUGUCAAUUACUUGCUCGUGCAUGAGAAAUUGAAGACUAAUCUUGUUUGGGUGUCUACCUGUAGCGAGUUUAAUCAGAGUGAAUAAGCUGGAUUAACCCAGAAAUCAAGGCUUUUGCCUCUCACUUUUAUCGUAAAUAACUUGGCAAAGAAGCCCUUUGGCUUAUUAGUUGGACUAGCUUAAUUUAAUGUUAUGAAGACCGGACUUAAGGAGAUACAAUAUCACAGUGAAUCUGGACUUGUGGAGUUUAAAAUCGAUUGGCUAGCUGAUUGUAAGUGUGCGGUUGGAAUAUUGCCUAUAUAGUAGUGAGUAUUGGCUUGUAAUUACUARCCAUCAUGGUGUUUCUGCUUUAGACGAUUCCCAAACGAAUAAUUCCUUCACGGCCAUUAACGAAUAAUAGAAAGCUUCAGUUUGGAGAUGUGGAAAAUUUAAGUACUUGAGGGUUCAAACCCUGCUCCCUACUGUUUCUACGUUCAUCAACAUUAUUCCGCACAGUAAAAGACUUCAAUGUGAUGAUGCUUCUAUGAUUACUCUAGUACAAAGCAAAAAUUAAGCCUAUUACUCUUCCAAUUAUGGCUAGUAUGGUAAACAUUUUGGUGUUUUUGAUUGUUUCCCUGAGUUUSCUUGGUUUCCUUGGUGCAAAAAAGCCAAAAGAACAAGUAGGAUUUACAUUCAAUCCAAACGAUGUAUUCAAACUACCUGGAACAGACUUGUCUCACAUCCAAGAAAAUAUGACACGUCCUACAGGAAAAGAACUAAGCGCUGCGCAAUUGUCAGAGAAUACACUAGACCAUAAGUGUUCAAAUGGUCUACCUUUGGCAGCAACAUGGCAGUACUACGGUCCAUACGCGAGACCUCUUCAAGGUAAAGAYAAGAAAGGUCAUYGUAAGAUUGUCGGAGUAGGGGGGAUUAUACCUCAUCUGGUGAACAAAAUGRUGAAGGUUUGCUGUAAGCCAAACACUCGGGUCUCUAAAGGCAAAAUCAUCGACUCCAUCACUGAACUAGAAUCGGAAUUAGAGGACCCAAACACAGCAUAUGACUUCACUUUCCCGAUAACUGGCUUCAGUGCUGAAGACAAGACGUUCAAAGACAUGGUGUUUAUUCCGCUGGUCGAGGCWCCAAGGAUUGCACUGCUUGUCAUGGACAAAAAAGGCGCCGAAAAYACUUCUCAGUUGCUAAAGACAGUCACCAAAGCGUGGCCUAUCUUGGUUUUUAUUCUAGUUGCAGCAACACUUUCGGGGAUUAUCAUAUGGGCUUUGGAUCGUUUGAAAAACCCCGACGAGUUCCCGCGUCCAUUCAUCAGUGGAACAUGGGAAGGGUUCUGGUGGGCCUUUGUCACCAUGACUACGGUUGGAUAUGGAGACCGUGCGCCCAAGUCACUGCUGGCUCGCAUCUUUUGUAUUGUCUGGAUCUUAGUGGGUAUCGUCAUCAUUGCUAUAUUCACAGCUAUCAUCACAGCCUCGCUUUCAGCCAGUAUUCAACAUCACUUUACCGUUCAUGGWGCARUAGUGGGCGCUGUGAAUGGAAGCGAAGAGUACCGUUAUGGAGUGUCACUCAACGCCAAAAUGAUAAAACAAAAGAACAUAAAUUUGACGCUCACAGCCCUUCAAAAUGGAGACACAAAUGCGUCGUUGAUUGACAAUUACGUAUUAACGUACUAUCACCAAUUUGUAAAAACAGUAGACGUACGUAUCGAGACUACGUAUCAACAUCCUAUUACGUAUGGUAUUGUCUUAAGGAAUAACGCAACGCAAAUGGAAAAAUGCUUCCGUUCGUACAUGCGCAACCAUCCGCAAGAAGUGUUUGAAAUCAUUGCUAAGAAUCUGGAACCYUUAGAGAAUCCAACAGACGAUGAAAGCCAAGAAGUCAAGGCCUCUCGGGAGUUGUUCUUUUACAGCGAGCCGUCAUUUAAGCUAGUACUGCAUAUCAUGUUAGGUGUUGUAGGAUCGCUUAUCCUAAUUGGAGCRGUUUGGGAGUUUUGCUACCACAAGCCUCGCGAACGUCGAUUAAAGGAAGAAAGCAAGCAAAAAACAGGUUCUUACUUGGCACUGUCUCCAGGCCAAGGYGGCAAAUGCGAUUGCCAUGAAAUGAUGUUGAAUCACCAGACAAUACAAGCUAUCAAAGACAAGUCUAUUCGCAUCAGAGAACUUAUCAAAGAGUACGAAGAAUUCUAUGAGGCAUGGCUAGCGAAAGUUAAAGCGCUUGAACGAGACGACAACGGUCACGUGACUCCUGAUAUGGUUUAAUUAGCACUAAUUUAAUGUUCAAUUUCUGCAGAAUUUGAUGUAUACCACCGUUUAAAUGUUUCAACCAUGCAUGAUGUGCAGCGCYAUAGGCGCAAAAAACCUUUAAAUUUGGUAUAAAUGUCCAAGAUCUCGAGAAAUAGUCGAUAUGUGCAAAGGUAGAAAAUGUUGGCAACGACAUGAAAGGAUGUAUUAGGAGUACAGGCAGCCCAGCAAUGAACAUUUUCAAGCUUCCCACACUUUGCAGGAAGCAAAACUYCAAGAAAAGGUUUUCCAGUCAGUGUAUAGAGAUUUUUAAAUAUGAUCAUCAAAAUUAAAUCCAAGUCGAAGAAAGAGUCAAAGCAAUAUGGUAGCCAAGACAAAGGCAAUGGAGUUUACGCUGUUGGCCCCGGUAACCGACCAACGUGACGUUGGAAAUGAAUGAUCGCUUUUUGGAGGUCGUCACAGUUUAUAUAUAAACCUUAGAACGAGAUAUUGACAGAAAAGGUCGCUUUAGCGAGAUGGUCGAUAUCAAGGGGGCUAGUGCACUGUAGUGAACACUUCAAGUUAGACCAACGAACAAGCUAUUGCGAUUUUAUGAGCUUUACGGGCGAAGGAAUACCGCAAUACUUGUAAAAAAACACUGGAAAGAAUUACACACUUUAGUUUUUUGGAGCAGUUUUGAAUAUUUGUUAAAAAUCGACAAUUUUAUUAGCGUGAUAACCUCAAUAUAAAACUGUUUAAAAAUUUCUUAAAAUCUAUAUGCCAUUCGACCACUAAACUUAAUGACACUACUGCAUGAACAUCCCAAGAAGUCUCUGUAUUUUUCUUACCUGCUCCAGUAUUGGGCUUUCUGUGUCUUGGCAACACAGGAAGCCCACUAUCAGGCUGAUAAAGAAAAUCUAAAGAUAUCUGAUUUAUGCGCGUAUCUUUUCUCGUAAAAAAGACAAUGAAUGUAUAAAUAAAACUUGACAAAAAAACACUCUA
Exaiptasia diaphana is the source of this 5465-nucleotide messenger RNA. RefSeq lists its product as uncharacterized. The record is from RefSeq and is a predicted model, not a curated record. Lineage: Eukaryota; Metazoa; Cnidaria; Anthozoa; Actiniaria; Aiptasiidae. Gene Ontology annotation, molecular function: ligand-gated monoatomic ion channel activity; delayed rectifier potassium channel activity. Bases 2829 to 4502 code for a protein of 557 amino acids. The transcript has 9 exons. Gene Ontology annotation, biological process: potassium ion transmembrane transport. Gene Ontology annotation, cellular component: voltage-gated potassium channel complex; membrane.